Eimeria necatrix is the source of this 798-nucleotide messenger RNA. Its product is annotated as SAG family member. The transcript has 5 exons. Lineage: Eukaryota; Apicomplexa; Conoidasida; Eucoccidiorida; Eimeriidae. The record is from RefSeq and is a predicted model, not a curated record. The coding region runs from base 1 to 798 and encodes 265 amino acids.
AUGCCUCAACUUAGCCUGUUGGCGUGCUACGCAGGACUCCUCGCUGGAGCAGCGGCACCCAACUUUUCAACAGCAGUCCCCAUUCGCUCUGCCAUUGACAACCCGCACGACAGCCUCCUAGACAUACGGCCAAUCUCGUUUGCUCGCGUAGGAACGGCACCUGCUGCUGAAGAGAAAACUGACGCGUGCUUACCCGUUCUUAACAAACUUCGAUUAGAAGGAUUGAAUAAUUUGUUGAGCGAGCUAGUUAAAGCAACGGAAGAAGAGGUUGCCUCAAGUCUUCAGCAGCCAAAAGCGAUUGGGGAAAAGACUAAAGUCACUGAUAUCGCAGCAGAACUUGCAGGGAGCGACAAAACAUGUGAAGCAGCAAAUGCAACGGCAUCACCAUAUUCUGGGCUUGUGAUUACUUUUGACUAUUCCACGGCGUUCGACUGCGAGGCUCUGAUCAAUGAAUCUUUCACUGCAGGGUUGAGCCACCUUCAACAAGCGAACUACGACGCGUCGGAUGCAGCCACCAAGAUGGGCGUGGCUCCACUGGACAAUCUAGCGGCAAAAAAUCUUGCGGCCAUAGUGUCUACUAAGGCGGGAAAAGUGGCAUGCGCUGCUACUAAGGAUUGUGAAGCAGGGAAAAAUGUUCUUUUUUGCUAUUUCAUAGAGCCUUUGGGGAAGGUAGAAGCGCAGCCAAUUAACGCUGAUGUGUACGAGGCGCUGUUGCAACGGCAGCGGGGCUCAGCGUGGACAACAGCUCCUGGCAUUACAGCUAUACUUUUCUCUGUCGCGUUGAUUUUGUUAAGUUGA